CCUCCAUGCUCUCUUCUCAAAAACUUUCCUGGUUUUCUCCUCACGCUACGGGGCCUCGGGACAGAAACGUGUCGCUAAUAUCAGGGUUGGAAGAAAUGAGCGUCAAGAUGGAGGAUCAGCGCAGACCGCUGGGUUUCACCCGGAUGCCGAGCAUCAUCUUACACAGCAUAGAGUGUGAAGACAUGAGCGUCAAGAUGGAGGAAGAGAUGGAGGAUCAGCGCAGACUGCUGGGUUUCACCCGGAUCCCGAAGAUCAUCCUACGGCGGAUAGAUCUCCGUCAGUGCUGCGUGUGGAAAGAGGACGGGGUUCUCAAUGACCUCAGCAACCAGGAGGGCAACUCCACUUUAAAACAAGAGGAGCCCGAACCUCAGCAGAUAAAACAGGAACCAGAACCUCUGCAGAUGAAACAGGAACCAGAACCUCUGCAGAUGAAACUGGAACCAGAACCAGAACAUCAACAGCUCAAAGAGGAAGAGAAGCAACUCUGCAUCAGUCAGGAUGAAGAGCAUCUGGUGCUGAAACAGGAGACUGAUGACAUUUUGGUGAAUCCUCUUAAUGUGCAAAUAAUCCACAAUGAAACAGAACCACAGAGGAACCAACUCAUCUCUCAUGGCUCUGCUGAGGAUGAGAACCAGGAUCAGGAAGGAAGCAAUUCUGAGGACUCAGGAGAAAAGAGAGAUGAAAAACAGAAACGUCAGAAAUAUCAGAAAACCAAACAGCAUAACGGUAGAACUGAGAGUUCAAAACAAAAAACACACCAGAAACAAUUCUCUUGUAAAAUCUGUGAUGAAGCCUUUUCUCAAAGUGGUUUGUUGACCACACACACGAGAAUUCACACUGAGGAGAACCCUCUAACAUGUUCAGCUUGUGGAAAAAGUGUCGGAUGCAAGUCUGAAUUACUUCGUCACAUGAGAAUUCACAGAGGUGAGAAACUUUUCUCAUGUGUGACCUGUGGAAAAAGCUACAAUCGCAAAUAUAAAUUGAUUUGUCACAUGAGAAUUCACACAGGUGAGAAGCCUUUCUCGCGUGUGACCUGUGGAAAAAGCUUUAAAAGAAAAAAUGACUUGCUUUGUCACAUGAGAAUUCACACAAGUGAGAAGCCUUUCUCAUGUGUGACCUGUGCAAAAAGCUUCAAAGUCAAAUCUGAGUUGCACCGCCACAUGAAGAUUCACACAAGUGAGAAGCCUUUCUCAUGUGCGACCUGUGCAAAAAGCUUCAAAGUCAAAUCUGAGUUGCACCGCCACAUGAAGAUUCACACAAGUGAGAAGCCUUUCUCAUGUGCGACCUGUGGAAAGAGCUUCAAAUGCCAAUCAUAUUUCCGUCGUCACAUAAAAAUUCACACAGAUGAGAGACCUUUCUCGUGUGUGACCUGUGGAAAAAGCUUUAAAAUAAAAAAUGUCUUGCUUUGUCACAUGAGAAUUCACACAGGUGAGAAGCCUUUCUCGUGUGUGACCUGUGGAAAAAGCUUUAAAAGAAAAAAUGACUUGCUUUGUCACAUGAGAAUUCACACAAGUGAGAAGCCUUUCUCAUGUGUGACCUGUGCAAAAAGCUUCAAAGUCAAAUCUGAGUUGCACCGCCACAUGAAGAUUCACACAAGUGAGAAGCCUUUCUCAUGUGCGACCUGUGGAAAGAGCUUCAAAUGCCAAUCAUAUUUCCGUCGUCACAUGAAGAUUCACACAGAUGAGAGACCUUUCUCGUGUGUGACCUGUGGAAAAAGCUUUAAAAUAAAAAAUGUCUUGCUUUGUCACAUGAGAAUUCACACAGGUGAAAAGCCUUUCUCAUGUGCAACCUGUGGAAAGAGCUUCAAACGCCAAUCAAAUUUCCGUUGUCACAUGAAGAUUCACACAGAUGAGAAGCCUUUCUCAUGUCCGACCUGUGGAAAGAGCUUCAAAUGCCAAUCAUAUUUCUGUCGUCACAUGAAGAUCCACACAGGUGAGAAACCUUUCUCAUGUGUGACCUGUGGAAAUGGCUUCCAAAAAAAAUACGAUUUGCUCCAACAUAUGAAUAUUCACACAGGUGAGAAACCUUUCUCAUGUGUGACAUGUGGAAAACGUUUCAGAAUCAAAAGUAUUUUAGUUGGUCACAUGAGAAUUCACACUGGUGAGAAGCCUUUCUCAUGUGUGACCUGUGCAAAAAGCUUCAAAUUCAAAUCUGAUUUGCACCGCCACAUGAAGAUUCACACAAGUGAGAAGCCUUUCUCAUGUGCGACCUGUGGAAAGAGCUUCAAAUGCCAAUCAUCUUUCCGUUGUCACAUGAAGAUUCACACAGAUGAGAAACCUUUCUCAUGUGUGACCUGUGGAAAAAGCUUCAAAUGCCAAAGAUAUUUUCGUGGUCACAUGAAGAUUCACACAGCUGAGAAACCUUUCUCAUGUGUGACCUGUGGAAAUGGCUUCCAAAAAAAUAUGAUUUGCUCCAACAUAUGAAUAUUCACACAGAUGAGAAACCUUUCACAUGUGUGACCUGUGGAAAAAGCUUCAAAUGCCAAAGAUAUUUUCGUGUUCACAUGAAGAUUCACACUAAUGAGAAACCUUUCUCAUGUGUGACAUGUGGAAGACGUUUCAGAACCAAAAGUAUGUUAGUUUGUCACAUGAGAAUUCACACUGGUGAGAAGCCUUUCUCAUGUCAGAGUUGUGAAAACAAAUUUAGCAGGAGAGAAUCUUUAACAUCUCACAUGAUAAGUCAUACCGAUGCGAGGUCUUUCAUUUGUGGGACUUGUGGAAAAAGUUUCUGUUAUAGGAGUGGUUUAUUUGGUCACAUGAAGACUCAUACAGGAGGAACAGCAUAAUCUGACCAUCAGUCAAUCAAUCAAUCGAUCAAAUUUUAUUUGUAAAGCACAUUUCAGCAGAGUAAUUACGGCUGGGUAACAUUUCUAUAAUGUAGCAGCUUGGAGAAGAAAAAUAAAUAAAACACCAAACUUUCAUUUUAUUCUGUCAGUUUUGCCCUUUCAUGUAAAAUGUUUUUAAGUGAAAUAUUAAUAUACUUUUUCAUUUUUUUCCCCUGAAUUUCUGAUUCAGGAAGAAAAUACUGUUCUCUGUAUGAUGGGAACAAUACAGAUGUUGCUGAAUUUUCUAAGUUAAAGGAAACCUGAUGUUUUCCCUUUUUUUUGCUAAUACAGCUGCAUUGACUUUAUUGUUGUUAAUUUUAUUCUAUA
Poeciliopsis prolifica (blackstripe livebearer) is the source of this 3151-nucleotide messenger RNA. RefSeq names its product zinc finger protein 260-like. Gene Ontology annotation, biological process: regulation of DNA-templated transcription. Bases 6 to 2423 code for a protein of 805 amino acids. Gene Ontology annotation, molecular function: DNA-binding transcription factor activity, RNA polymerase II-specific; RNA polymerase II cis-regulatory region sequence-specific DNA binding. The record is from RefSeq and is a predicted model, not a curated record. Lineage: Eukaryota; Metazoa; Chordata; Actinopteri; Cyprinodontiformes; Poeciliidae. The transcript is spliced from 4 exons.